GCCGCAUCCAACACAUCAAAGGCCAAUCACCGUGGGCUGACAGAUGCAUGGCACAGUAACAUAUCUAUGCAUCUUGUGUAACUCCCGGUUGAGCUGCACUGCGGCGUCGCGAUAAUUGCAACUGUGGUUGUGGCUGCGGCUGAAUUCUAGCUAGCCUCGCAAGGCUGCAAAAGGGCCGGAGUGUUUAUAACAACAUCUCACUCCCGGCCCCGUCGCCAUUCGAUCCCCAUCCCAAGCGCUGCUGUCCAGAUCUCGCCUUACACGCCGCCGGGCCCAAUCAAACCCCGCCCACCGCGCCUCCACGUGAAAUCACCCCACGAGCCCAGCAGCAACACAACAUCCCGCACCAUGCUCCCCAACAUGCGCCGCAUAUCCGGCCUCUUCUCCGCGCCGAAGACCACCUUUCAGAUCCUCUCCGACCUGCACCUAGACCACGAUGCGCAAUACCUCACCUUCCACAUACCGGUCGCAGCGCCCUUCCUCAUCCUCGCCGGCAACAUCGGCCGCCUCAUCGACUACGAAUCCUACCUCUCCUUCCUGAUCCGCCGGUGCAACCUGCACGAGAAAGUGUUCUUGGUGCUCGGCAGCCUGGAGUUCCACGGACUGGGCUGGAUGGACGCGCUGCAGCUCGCGCACCGCAUGGAGCAGGAGCCCGCGACCAAGGGGCGGCUGGAGGUGCUGUACGAGACGCGCAGCGAGGUGCCGGGGACGAAUGUGGUGAUUCUGGGCGCUACGCUGUGGAGCCGUGUGCCGGAUGCGGAUGUCGCCGCGGUGGUCAAGAAGGUGCGCGAGUUUGAUGAGCAGGAGGGAAUUCAAGGGGGGUGGAGCGUCGAGAAGCACAAUUCCGAGCACAAGCGGGAUCUGCGGUGGCUGCGGCAGGAGGCCACGAAGAUGACGAAGCCGGCGGUUGGGCCGGAUGGGAAGCAGGUAUCUGGUUUUGCGACGGGGCCGGAGGCCAAGCAGGUCCUUGUUGUGACGGCGUUCGCGCCGGAUUUGAGGGAUGCGCUGGAUCCGUGGCAAGUUGAUGCACCGUGGAGUUCGGCGUACGGGACGGAUUUGUUGAGUGGGAGCGACUGGGCGGGGGUGAAGAUGUGGGUCAGCGGGACGACAGGGCGGACAUGCGAGUUCAAGAAAAACGAUAUUACUGUGGUGAGUAAUCAGAGGGGACGCGAGGGCGAUCACGUCACUGGGCUGUUGAAAGACGGGAUGUCGGAAAAGCAAAAAAUUGGGCUGUUCGAUGUCAUGAGAGUGAUCAAGGUGUGAUUCGCGGUAAUGGUAAUGUAAUAAUCAUAGAGAACCUAUAUUUUGCCUGUAAUGCUUUGAGGUUAUCUUGUCUGCUUGUCUUGGGCCAUGUCCUUUUAAUCUACACU
Boeremia exigua is the source of this 1370-nucleotide messenger RNA. RefSeq lists its product as uncharacterized. The record is from RefSeq and is a predicted model, not a curated record. Lineage: Eukaryota; Fungi; Ascomycota; Dothideomycetes; Pleosporales; Didymellaceae. The coding region runs from base 349 to 1263 and encodes 304 amino acids. The transcript has a single exon.